GCGGAGGGGUUUUCUGAUUUUCCAGCCGAGGGCCCAGCCAGCCAGCUGGCAGCUAGGACAGAGGUCAGUUGAACUCAGACCACACAUCCCUGUUAAACACAUCAGCUUUUAACUCAAUCUUUGUUCAAAGUCCAGUGAGUUGUAAGAGUAGAGCUCCUGGCAGAGAGAAUUCCCAAGCGACAGAGCAGCUCCUCUUCCUCCCGGAAACAGCGGCCCUGGUCUGUGCAGCUGGGACAUCUGUGUUGUCGCACCUGUUCCAUCAGGUGCCAUCCUGGUGUGGAGAAAUCUGAAGGAGCGGGACUGAAAGAAAUGGCUGCCGUGUUCAACGCCCGAGAAUGUAAACUGUCCAAACCGGAAGGGCAGAGUUACGGCUUCUUCCUGAGAAUCGAGAAGGACACCGACGGGCACCUGGUCCGGGUGAUUGAAAAGGGCAGCCCAGCGGAGCAGGCUGGGCUCCUGGAUGGAGACAGAGUUCUCAGGAUCAAUGGUGUCUUUGUCGACAAGGAAGAGCACCUGCAGGUGGUGGAUCUGGUCAGAAAGAGUGGGAAUUCGGUGACUUUACUAGUUCUGGAUGGCGACUCCUAUGAGAAAGCGCUGAAAAAAGGGGUAGACUUGAAAGAGCUGGGUCAAAGCCAGGAGCUGGAUUUGAAUGACGCUAAAGUGGCCCCAGUGAUGAACGGAGGAGUGACUUGGACCCAGCCACGGCUCUGCUACCUGGAGAAGGAGGGGAACAGCUACGGCUUCUCUCUGAAAACUGUUCAAGGUAAAAAGGGAGUGCACAUGACCGACAUAAUACCUCAGAGCGUGGCUGUGAGAGCCGGGGUCCUCCCCGAUGAUCAUUUGAUAGAAGUGAAUGGAGAAAAUGUAGAGGACGCCAGCCACAAGGAAGUGGUUGAAAAGGUGAAGAAGUCCGGAAACCGCGUCAUGUUCCUCCUUGUGGACAAAGAAACUGAGGAGCACCAUCAUGAACAAAAGAUACAAUUCAAGAGGGAAACCGCUAGCUUGAAACUGCUGCCCCGCCAGCCUCGAGUCGUGGAGAUGAAGAAGGGAAGCAACGGCUAUGGUUUCUACCUGAAGCAGGGCCCAGAAGGGCAAGGUCAAACCAUCAAGGACAUAGAUUCUGGAAGUCCAGCAGAGGCGGCAGGCUUGAAGAAAAACGACCUGGUAGUUGCCGUCAAUGGCGAGUCUGUGGAGACCCUUGAUCAUGACAGUGUGGUGGAAAUGAUUAAAAAGGGGGGAGAUGAGACGUCACUGUUGGUGGUGGACAAAGAGACAGAUAACCUGUACAGACUGGCUAAAUUUUCUCCAUUUCUCUACUAUCAAAAUCAAGAACUGCCUAAGGGUUCUGUCAAGGAGGUUCCGGCUCCUGCUCCACUGGGGGCCUCGAGUCCAGACACUCCAGAGGAAGCAGGGGAUCAUAAGCCGAAACUCUGCAGGCUGGUUAAAGGUGAAAACGGCUAUGGCUUUCACCUCAAUGCGAUUCGGGGACUGCCGGGCUCAUACGUCAAAGAGGUGCAGAAGGGCGGCCCUGCCGAUGCGGCCGGGCUGGAGGACGAGGAUGUGAUCGUUGAAGUGAACGGGGUCAGUGUGCUAGACGAACCCUAUGAGAAGGUGGUGGACAAAAUCCAGAGCAGUGGGGAGAACAUCACACUCUUGGUCUGCGGAAGGAAGGCCUACGAUUACUUCCAAGCUAAGAAAAUCCCAAUCAUCUCCUCCAUGGCUGACCCACUGGAUGUGCGCCCCGAUUCCGAAGAGGAAACACUGGCAGAGUCAGAGCAUGACUCGCAUGUGGAAAAAGAAAGAGCCCACAGUACAGCCUCCAGUUCCUCCUCCAGUUCUGAAGACACAAAGAUGUGAUCAGAGCGAAUCAUGGCUUCAGCGGACAGGAUUCCCACUAAGUCCCCAGAACUGCUGUCACGGAGCUGCCACCCACCCACUGUGUCACAGACUCUUGGAAACCACCAUGUGUGACUGACUGCCACGGGGCUGCUAUUACAGAUGGCUUAUUUGCUUUUUGUGAUCUCUUCCAAGCUUCAGCUUAACUACACCUCUCUUAUGACGGUAUCUCUUUUA
Messenger RNA from Fukomys damarensis (Damara mole-rat), 2073 nucleotides. It is a transcript of the gene Pdzk1, whose product is annotated as PDZ domain containing 1. Gene Ontology annotation, molecular function: signaling receptor binding; protein-membrane adaptor activity. Lineage: Eukaryota; Metazoa; Chordata; Mammalia; Rodentia; Bathyergidae. The record is from RefSeq and is a predicted model, not a curated record. Gene Ontology annotation, biological process: protein localization to plasma membrane. Gene Ontology annotation, cellular component: apical plasma membrane. The transcript has 10 exons. The coding region runs from base 310 to 1857 and encodes 515 amino acids.